Acaulospora morrowiae is the source of this 460-nucleotide messenger RNA. NCBI's taxonomy places the organism in Eukaryota, Fungi, Glomeromycota, Glomeromycetes, Diversisporales, Acaulosporaceae. The record is from the annotation of a GenBank genome assembly.
AUGCUGCUCUUUUUAAGAUAUCGGAAGUCUGUCCAAUUCCACUCCAAUUGGGGCCUGUUUCCACUAAACUUUUUGAUGCCGGUAAGAUACAUUAAUUUGCGAACGUUGGAAAAUCCACAAACUUGGUUAUUAACUAUUAUGUGCAUGCGUAUAGUUGAUAAAUUACAUGCUGCUAGAAAUCUUGAUGAAAACAUAUGCUAUAAGCUACAAGCGUUAUUUGAGCGAGACGAACGGCUCGAAGAUAUAAAUGAGGAAAAAAACGAGUUGCGUUAUAAAACCAAAGAUGGAAAAUUAGGAAAAGCGGCUGUCGAUAAUAUCAAAUGCGUAAUUUCCAACUUAAAACCCUUUCUUUUGUCAAUUUUAGAAGUAAGCUCUGAAAAGUUUGAUGAAAUAAUCGUCCAAUUUUCCAAAGAGAUGGAGGAUAAUGACAGUUAUCAUGAUAUGAGACGAGUUUACGGAC